This is a messenger RNA of Bipolaris zeicola 26-R-13, 558 nucleotides long. RefSeq lists its product as uncharacterized. The record is from RefSeq and is a predicted model, not a curated record. The transcript has 2 exons. Lineage: Eukaryota; Fungi; Ascomycota; Dothideomycetes; Pleosporales; Pleosporaceae. The annotation marks the transcript as partial.
UGGCUGAACCGGGCAGGCUGGAAACGGCACUUGAAGGGACUGGACCGACUAUGGCUACUGGACAUGGCACAGAUACCCAGCUACCGAGAGCGGGCACUGCGUGACGUGUGCUGGGCCGCGGAGAUGGUGAUCUGGAGGGCGCAGCAGGCUUCCCACUCCAGCGUAGUAGGCAUGCCCGCCAUGAUGCACAUUAACCGGCGCGAGUAUGGGACUACUACCAACGAAAAGCCGUUUAACGCGAGCCAGACAGAGCUCACUAUGAAGAAAUACCGUCUAGUGUGGCUUCAGGUGAUUGCGUAUAUCUGGCGGACAUACGAGCUGCCCGUAGUCCAGCCAGAUUUGCGCGAUGAAGUGCAGGGCAGACGCCCCCCAUACCGCUUGACGAGCGAGCAGAAGGCAUGCUUGGAGGAGAUGAAGGAGAUUAUAGGUGAGGAAGAGCGACUAGACGGAGAGGAGGCCCAGGCGUUGCAAGAUCAAGUGCUCGCAUUCAUGCUUGCGCUGCUAGAUCACAUGCUGGCCAGCAGCGAGUAUGAGAGCGGCUUGAUCAGUGGCAUGGCG